Molecule: messenger RNA, 3364 nt
Organism: Saccostrea echinata
Lineage: Eukaryota; Metazoa; Mollusca; Bivalvia; Ostreida; Ostreidae
Exons: 3
Coding region: 302-3364 (1020 amino acids)
Biological process (GO): regulation of transcription by RNA polymerase II
Cellular component (GO): nucleus
Molecular function (GO): DNA-binding transcription factor activity, RNA polymerase II-specific; RNA polymerase II transcription regulatory region sequence-specific DNA binding
Source: RefSeq, a predicted model, not a curated record
GACGGUAAUCGGUUCGCAGACUUUGGCUUGGUCAGUCUACAUUGCCACUUUCCUUGGUUAUUUAUAAUUCGAUUUGGAGCUGAUCCUGAUGUGGCAUAGAGAGUAAUUCUGCACUAAUCUUACUUUGUCCAAUACAUGAGACCGUUUGCAUGGUUACCAUAAGGAAUUUUUGACAGCGAUACACAAUUUCAAACAUGAAGAAUGGUUGGAUUACAACUUUACAUCUGUCCAACAGUGCUCAAUAUUUAUACCAUAUGCUUUAAGGCAAUUUUCUUAUUUUGUCAAACUAAUCAACUAAAAAAUGGCCACUAGGUCCAGUGAUGAAAUAGACAAGGACACAGCAGUUGAGUCAGCCCCUUCUUCUACUAAUUUGUCACUCACCAUUAAGAACAAGUUGCAUGAAGUAAUUGUCAGCAGAAUGAAAAAUCUUACACCAUUGAAUGAUGUCCACCUAAAACAUACUCCAAUUAUCCAACAAAACUCAACUUUUGCUACAUGCAAAACCUCCAGUUCUGUUAGAACUACAACUACUACUUCUGAAAACCAGAUUUCACCCUCAAAUCAAAGUCUGUUGCAAGCAAGUGGACACUGUGUGUUGCUUAAUAAUUCGGAGGCUAUUAUUUGUACAUUGAAUGAUGGCCAACUUAGGAUUCCAGGAAUACCUGUGAUUAAACUAACUGAUUCUCUAGAGACCACAAAAAACCUUAGGAUUCCAUCUCCCAUGUCUACAGCUAGUGGGAACAAGGAUAGCCUUCUGACCAAGCAGAACACUCAGGCUUGUGUGAACAUGAACAGCCUCAGGACCCAGCAGGCCUCUCAGCCUACUUUCAAAUUAAACAAAAUUGGGAUGUACGUGUUGCCUCAUUCUAGUUUGAACAUUAAAAGACUUAGAAUGCAUCAGUCCUUUCAGCCGUUUAUGAACAUGGACAGCCAUAGGACACAGCAAGUAUCCUCUCUGCCUGCUUUGAACACCAACAGCCUUGAAGUGCACCAGUCUUGUGAGCCCAGUAUGAAAAUGAAUAACCACCAGUCCAGUCAGUCUACUGUGUCUGUGACCAACAACAACCUUGAACAGCUUAAAUUUUCUUCUGUUAAUAAAUUACCUGUGGUUAAGGUUCCAAAGAAUGUAGUGCUUUCAUCAGCAAACAAUGAAAAAAAUGUUGAAAAUUCCAGGAUAGAAACUGGAACCAAAACUACUAUCUCGUCGAAUCCAAAUCUCAACCACAAUGCUGAUAUUGUACCAAGUACCAUGUCUUUUUACCCAAAUACUGCCGUUACUGUCUCCAAACCAAAUGUUACGAACAACAUAAACAAAACAACCAUCAACAAUUCCAGCAUUCUGAACAAUCAGCUUGUAAAUAACAAAACAUCGUCUGUGAACACUUCAAAAACAGUGGUACCAGCAGAGGUUACGGAGCACAAAUUUUCUGUCAGAUUUCAUCCGGUUCAUAACCUGGAACUACAAACAGACCAGAAGUUUGAUUCACCACCAGAAUUGGAAAAUGUUCAGGUGAAGAUGGAAGAAAGCCCUGGUGCGGUUCUCAACCUGGAUUUACAACAACCAGACCAGAAUUUUGAUCCAGCACCGGAAUUGGAAAAUGUGCAGCUUAAGAUGGAAGAAAGCCCUGGUGCAGUUCUCAACCUGGAUCUACAGCCAGACCAAAAUUUUGAUCCACCACCGGAAUUGGAAAAUGUUCAGGUGAAGAUGGAAGAAAGCCCUGGUGCGGUUCUCAAUCUGGAUCUACAACCAGACCAGAAUAUUGAUCUACCACCAGAAUUUGAAAAUGUUCAGGUGAAGAUGGAAGAAAGCCCUGACCCAGUGGUUAUCAACGGACUUCGGUCUUCAUCCCGCAUAAGAGAGAAACAAAUGGUUAAAAAAAGUCUUGUGGUGGAGAGUGUUAGCACAGUAAGCAAGAAAGGUCCAAAGAAAAGGAAAAUAAAGAGAAGAACUAAAGAUAAAAGUAGCGUAAAUAAAAGGAUCAACAUUCAUUUCGAGACUAGAAACAGAAGUAACAUUGAAAAAAUGAAAGAAAUCGACUUUAAGUUUUUCAAAUGUGGAAUUUGUAAUGAGGGUUUUAGGGAUUCCAUUGGUUUACAGUCACAUGUUCUACAGCACAAGGGAAUCCAAAGUGAAACAAUAAGGUGCGGGUAUUGUGGAAUGAAUUUCUUGGGUAAAAGUGGUGCGUUAGUUCAUCUGAAGGGCACCCAUGGUAUCAAUUAUGAGAAACCAAAAGCUGGAAUGGAAGAAGUAAAUUUACCAACAUAUGAGAGUGAUGAAAAAUCUGUGAAAACUGUUCGAGUCAUUCGAACAAAAUUACCUAAAUGUGAGAUAUGUAAGAAAAUAUUUCCAAAUCUGGAGAGGUUAGCACAGCACAAACAGAAAAGCUGCUGGGCUUACGUGUGGUAUUGUUGUGUUUCUUGUGGGAAACCAGUUGGAAAAGAAACUCGUGAAGAAGUACCUGUCCCAAAAGAGUUAAUAUGCAAUCUGUGUAAUUCAGGGAACCAGUCAAAAGAGAACAAGGAUACUGUGAUGGAGCAAGAGAAACAAGGAGAUGAAAUGAUAGUUGAUGCAGAACAUUCAGGUUUCCGUCAUAAGAAAUCUGUGAUGGAGCAAGAGAAACAAGGAGAUGAAAUGAUAGUUGAUGCAGAACAUUCAGGUUUCCAUCUUAAGAAAUCUAUAUCCUAUGAUUGUUUGGCUUGUGGGAAGUCCUACAAGCAAAGAUCAUCAUAUAAUAUGCACCUGAAACUGUCACAUGGUACAGUAAAACCUUUCAGAUGUGAUUUGUGUGACAAGGCCUAUGUUUGUCCCUCUUCACUUAGAAAGCACAGGCUUUGUCACAGAGAAACAAAAACAUUUGCAUGUGAUGAGUGUCCAAAAACAUUCAAAUUAAAUCAUCUUCUUACGAAUCAUAAGAAAAGACAUGGGCCAGGGAGAUUUCCUUGUGAUGUUUGUGGGAAGAUAUUGAAAUGCAAGCAGAGGCUCAGAGAUCAUAAGAGAUUACAUACUGGUGAAAAGCCAUUUCUCUGCGAGAUUUGUGGAAAGAGAUUUCUUAAUCGAAUGUCCAGAGUUCUUCACAUGAAUACCCACAAUCCUUCGAGCAAGAGUCAGUGUGAAAUUUGUGGGAAACUUUUCACAUAUGUGCAUUCUUUACGACAUCAUCUGAUAAUGCACAAAGUUCGUGAUGAUUUGAGCUUGAAAGUCAGUUCUAGCAUGGCAGACAAAUCUCAUAUUUGUGAAAUUUGUGGCAAAGGCUUUUAUGAGAGAUCAGGAUAUAGAAAGCACAAAUUAAGUGUGCAUGAGUAUAAAAACAAGCCUGAUGCCCGACCCAGAUGUUUCAUUUGUAAAAAAAUCUUUCUCCAGUAA